This is a messenger RNA of Fibroporia radiculosa, 1005 nucleotides long. RefSeq lists its product as uncharacterized. Bases 1 to 1005 code for a protein of 334 amino acids. Lineage: Eukaryota; Fungi; Basidiomycota; Agaricomycetes; Polyporales; Fibroporiaceae. The transcript has a single exon. The record is from RefSeq and is a predicted model, not a curated record.
AUGACGGUUUCACUGGUCGACCUUUAUCUCAAGUUUCGAGGUUUAUCAGGACGGUCCUCGGGCCCAUACCGCCUACAGAGUGUUACGCUCUGCGGGUGGGCAGCGGUGUACAAAUUCAAAGAAAUGUUUGAGCGGAUGUCGCCCCCACUCCGUCGGGUGCAAAACCUAUUCAUCUCCGAUCUCCGCCCACAUCGGACGCUGGAUGAGUUACCAGACUUGUCCCAACUACGCCAGGACGAGCUUCUUCGUAUCCUCAUUCACUACUCUUUCUCCACUGAAGACAAGGAGAACUUAUUGCACAAGUUUCGCCCAAUAUUUGGACUGGGUAAUCGGCUCACACAAGUCUACUCGGAUUUAGAUAUUGCAGCUGUUCAGGCCCUUGAUCGCAUCUUGCAACUCACAGCGUCACAUCUACGAACUCUCACAAUGCCUAAAUUCGCGCACAUACUCGCCAAUCCUCUUCCCGCGUUGGAAGAACUCACAAUCAUUAAUUCCUCUUCCUUUCUCUCCUUACCCUCGCCUAUUACCUUGAGCACAAAAGUGCUAUUUCCAUCACUACGCCAUCUGCGUCUCGUCCGCUGCCACAAGAUUACCAGGCAUUUUGUCCAAGCGAGUGUGGCUCCUGCGUUGACCCCUCUCUAUCUCAGUCGUAACAUCUCGCUGUCCGCUCCCAUCAUUGAUUCCCCGCCUACCGAUCAUGUAGCCCAAGGAGCCCCUGCAAGUUCUACAGAAAUGGACUUCGUUCCAUGUGUUGAGCACGUCAUUAUACGUCUCGCUCCUCAUCAACUGAAGCCGACUAUGCCCCAAAUUCGAUUAUAUGGUGAGCGGAGACUGCUCCGAAGCUGUAGAUUAACCCUUCUUCUACCUCAGCCUGGCUACCGACAGCCAAGCGAUGAUCAUGUGUGGGCCGAUGCGAAGUGUGACUGGCUGCAACGAAUUAUGGGCAGGGAAGGUUGUUGGAAAAUCGAUCCCUCCGAGGUGAUGGAUGAAAUUGAUGUAUUUUGA